Raphanus sativus (radish) is the source of this 1875-nucleotide messenger RNA. RefSeq names its product BEL1-like homeodomain protein 7. The coding region runs from base 357 to 1787 and encodes 476 amino acids. Gene Ontology annotation, biological process: regulation of transcription by RNA polymerase II. The transcript is spliced from 4 exons. NCBI's taxonomy places the organism in Eukaryota, Viridiplantae, Streptophyta, Magnoliopsida, Brassicales, Brassicaceae. Gene Ontology annotation, molecular function: RNA polymerase II cis-regulatory region sequence-specific DNA binding; DNA-binding transcription factor activity, RNA polymerase II-specific. The record is from RefSeq and is a predicted model, not a curated record.
AACAAACAAAACAAAAUGCCAAAGAGAGUGACAGGAGAGAACAUUAGGGUUUAAGAGAGGGUUGUAAUACCUCAGAUGCUCUUAAACAUAUUUGUAGUUCAAAACAUUUUUAUUUCUUAUCUUCAUCAAAUAAUAAAUUUAAGAAGAAGAAUCAAAGAAGCAAGUUCAAGCACCAACCAGCUUUAAAGCAUCUAUUAUCUCCCUACCUAAAAAGGAAAGUUAAAAAAAAAAAAAAUCGUUUACUUUCUUCUUUGCCCAAGAGUUUAGAGUUUGAUUGUGUUUGAAUCUUGCAACACACCAAUCCUGUUUCAGAUAAGUUUGAUCUGAUCAUAAGAAGAAGAAGGGGAGACUUAACUAUGGCAACUUAUUACAAAAGUAAUGGCUCAAGUGACAUUUAUUCCAGACCAAAUGCAUCCGAGUUUGUCCCUGAAAACGCAAUGAUCUACACGAAUCCUUCGGUUUCUUACUUUCCCGGAGAAGCUAACAAUGUCUCAGCUCCAAAAGAGAUUCAAGUACUGUCUAGUUUUUUCGGUGGAGGAGCUUCACAAGUGGUGGAGAUUCAAGAUUCUGGUUCUUGGAGAGAUCAAGAAGACAAUGACAGGACCUGCUUCCCGGUGAUGAUGCGUCCCACCACGGGACAGGGACUCUCCCUUGGCCUCAGCUCUCAGACUGAGACAUCGAGAGGCGGUAACAAUGAGUACGCAACACAAGUUGUUUCGGGCUUUCAUAACUCAAAGUAUCUCAAGGCUGCUCAAGAGCUUCUGGAUGAAGCUGUUAAUGUUAAGAAAGCUUUGAAGCAGUUUCAGCCAGAGGGAGACAAGAUUGAAGAACACAGAGAGAAGAAUCUUCAAGAAUCAAGCAUGAACCCUGACUUACCUCCGUCAGAGAGACAAGAACUGCAGAACAAACUUUCUAAACUCUUAUCUAUAUUAGACGAGGUGGACAGAAGAUACAAGCAGUAUUACCAUCAGAUGCAGAUAGUGGUGUCAUCUUUCGAUGUAAUAGCCGGAUACGGAGCAGCGAAGCCAUACACGGCCCUUGCGCUUCAGACGAUCUCAAGGCAUUUCCGUUGCCUAAGGGAUGCAAUAUCAGGACAAAUCUUGGUGAUAAGGAGAAGUUUAGGUGGGGAAGUAGAUGGACUAGGAGGAGGAGGAGUUGGUAUAAGUAGGUUAAGGAACGUUGAUCAACAGGUAAGGCAACAGAGAGCGUUGCAGAGGUUAGGCGUGAUGCAACCACCUCACGCUUGGAGGCCUCAACGCGGUCUACCUGAUUCCUCUGUUUUGAUACUCCGUGCUUGGCUCUUUGAGCAUUUCCUCCACCCUUAUCCAAAGGAUUCGGACAAGAUCAUGCUAGCUAGACAAACAGGGUUGAGCAGAGGCCAGGUGUCGAACUGGUUUAUAAACGCACGUGUGCGUCUCUGGAAACCGAUGGUGGAGGAGAUGUACAAGGAAGAGUUCACAGACGCAUUGGAGGAGAAUGCUACCACCUUGUCUUCUGUAAACAACAGACCAGAAACCACCGAGUCUCAAGAACAGCAUCAACUCGUGUCUAGUUCCAGCAACGGUGGUGGUGACGACCGGUUCAUGAUGGUCACCGAAAUGACAAGAAAUGGUAGUGGUGGGAUGUCUUUAACAUUAGGCAUUCCGGACACACGCGGCAACGACGUACCUAUGUCCGGCGACAGCUACGAGAACAGCAUCCAGGGAACCAGUUUCCAGUAUUUAAACUCAGGCAACGGCCAGCACCGACUUGGCUCGGCACAAUUCUUGCAGGAUUUUGUAGCUUGAUGAAAAAUACAAUAGAGAGGGUGUAGUAAUAAUUAUAUUCUUUUUGUGAAAGUAAACCAUCAGAUGGAAUUAACGAGGACAACUAGCA